AUAACGCAACUCACUUGCUCACUCCACACAAUAUAGACAACCCAGUUGCCCAUUUACGUAUCACAAACCUGCGAGAGAAUUCUCAGAAGACAAUACAGAGAAACACAGAGAAAAACAGAAGCAAUGGGGGUCUCCUUCCUCUCAACUUCCCCUCCUUUGCUUUCACUUGUUCCCGUCCCAUCUCACAGGACAGCUACCAUUGUUGCCGCCACCAGAUAUCCCUCUUAUGCAGUUACGAUUCGUUGUUGUAAAAUGGAAACUGAUGAGGAUCAGGAUCGGUUCUGUAGGAGGGACAUUCUUAAAUGUUUUGGUGUCACCAUUGGCAUGGAAUUAAUGGCAAGCUCUGGAUCAUUUGUGGAAAAAGCUAGUGCUGCUGAUUUGAUACAACUGAGACAGCGAUCUGAGUUUCUUUCUAGAGUCAGGGGGACCCUGUCUACGGCUAUAAAGGGAAGUCCAGACCUUAUCCCACCCAUAUUAACGUUGGCACUGAAUGAUAUCAUGACUUAUGAUAAGGCAACAAAAUCUGGGGGCCCAAAUGCAUCCAUACGGUUCAGUUCAGAGUUAAGCAGGCCUGAAAACAAAGGGCUUUCUGCUGCUUUGAAUUUAUUAGAGGAAGCAAAGAAAGAGAUAGAUUCAUAUUCCAAGGGUGGACCGAUUUCCUAUGCAGAUCUCAUCCAAUUUGCAGCGCAAGGUGCCGUUAAGGCUACAUUCCUAGCUUCUGCCAUUCGAAAAUGUGGUGGGAAUGUAGAGAAAGGGAACUUGGUAUAUACUGCAUAUGGUUCAAGCGGGCAGUGGGCGUUGUUCGACAAGCAAUUGGGAAGGGCAGAUACCCAAGAGCCAGAUCCAGAGGGAAGGGUUCCCCAAUGGCAGAAAGUAAGUGUCAAGGAAAUUAAAGACAAGUUCUCAGCUAUUGGCUUUGGUCCACGCCAGGUAGCUGUGAUGUCUGCAUUCAUGGGUCCAGAUCAGGCUGCAACAGAGGCCUUUUUGGCUACUGAUCCGGAUGUUUCUCCAUGGGUUCAGAAAUAUCAACGUAGCAGAGAAACAGUAUCUCAGACGGAUUAUGAGGUUGAUCUGAUAACGCUGCUCACAAAAUUAGGUUGCUUGGGUCAGAAAAUCAAUUACGAGGCAUAUUCAUAUCCCGUGAAAAAAGUUGAUUUGACCAAACUCAAAUUGUAGAGGGAAAAGCUAAAUAGCCUGUGGAAAGCAGCAGCACCAACUGCAGCGAGGAACUUUUUCUUUUUGAAAAAAUAAUGUAAGUCUUAGAUUUAAAAUAAUGCCACUUUCAACCAAUAUAAAUUCUUCCGCCAGAAUUAGUCAC
Messenger RNA from Corylus avellana, 1318 nucleotides. It is a transcript of the gene TL29, whose product is annotated as ascorbate peroxidase 4. Lineage: Eukaryota; Viridiplantae; Streptophyta; Magnoliopsida; Fagales; Betulaceae. Gene Ontology annotation, molecular function: peroxidase activity; heme binding. Gene Ontology annotation, biological process: cellular response to oxidative stress; hydrogen peroxide catabolic process; response to reactive oxygen species. The record is from RefSeq and is a predicted model, not a curated record. Gene Ontology annotation, cellular component: chloroplast thylakoid membrane.